AUGGUACCUAUUAACGCUUUUCCAGGGCAAACCGAAGACAGGCACGAGGAAUUAGGGGCCCAAACUGACCAGGAUAGGCGCUCCGCCCUGACCGAUUUCCUUGCGCAGAUCCAGGAUGACUACUUGAACCGCCAGGCCGAGGCAGGCCGCCAGGCCGCCGAAGAAGCACAGCGCGAGUCGGCCGAGCCCAGUGCAGAACAGUCCGCAUCGCAUGGGUCUCCAUCCGAGCCCAACUCCCCAGAAGAUUUGAUCAAAAAGCGCAAACGACAGCAAGCGAUUGCAAGAAUUAAAAACAGCAAAGAAUUUGCCAAACGCAAGGCACGCCUCAGCGGGGAUUAUGACUCGGACUAUGACGAUGACUUCCUGGCAAACGAAAUCCACGAGGAACGUCAAAGGCCGCAACCGGGUCAGCUGGCGAACUGUGAGAUCUGCGAGAAGCGCUUCACCGUGACCCCCUACUGUAAAUCGGGCCCGGAUGGAGGUCUGCUCUGCCCCGACUGCUCGAAGAAACACAAAGCCGAGGAGAAGAAACUUCCGGCCAAGAAACGAGCCACGGGCAAUAUUCGUCGACGACAGAACCAGGCUAACUUGCUCGAUGGCCUGACCCCUCAUGGCACUCAGAGUCUGUUAGAGACAUGCAUUAAGAAAGUCGCGGAUUACAUCCAUGACGUCGAGGAUUUCGGUGAUCUGCCUCCUUCUGUACUGCUACGUCUGGGCCAGAUCUUGUCCCGGCGGCGAGCGGUCACCCCUAAGACUUUGGAUCUGUUCUUACGGCCCCAAUACAAAUCGAUAGAUCUGUUCGACUGUGCUAAGCUGGACACGAAAGACUACCACAAAAUUCUCGCAUCGAUGCCGAACCUCACCAGAGUCAACCUGCGGUUCACUACUCCGCUGAAGGAUGAAAUAUUGCAUUACAUGAUGGAUCGGGAUAUGCAAAUCCAAGACCUACAUCUGGACGGAUCAAACUUGGUCACCGAUGCUUGCUGGCGUCAGCUGUUCAUGAAACUUGGCACUCGACUUCAGAGCUUGAAGCUUUGGAAUCUGAACUCUGCUUUUGACGACGAAACCGCCCAGGUGAUGUGCAAUCAUUGUCCUAAUCUCCAGCGACUGAAGCUCAAGUUCCUCCACCGAACCGGCAAUGGAACAUUGGAGGCAAUUUCAACUCUCAAGGCUCUAGAGCAUUUAUCUUUGCAUUUCUUGAAAGAGACGGAGAUUGACGAAAAACAUCUUCUGACCAUCAUUACUAAUGCUGGUCCACGACUGAAGACCCUUUCUCUGGAGGAAUUUGAGAACGCCGACGACAGUCUCCUUCAACUCAUCCAUGAGAAGUGUCACUCUCUCAAAAAGCUUCGGCUCUCCAAGAACUGUACCGUCACUGACAAAGGUCUGGCCGCACUGUUCGCAGAUUGGCCCAACAAGGCACUCACCUUUGUGGACAUGAACUCCCUUCGAGACGUGGACAUGACCAAUCCAAAUGGCCCAGUGGAGCCUGUUGGGCUUGCGUCAGCCGGGUUCAUCGCAUUGAUGGAGCACUCGGGUGCGAAGAUUGAACACUUGAAUAUCGCCUCCUGCCGCCACAUUCCAUACCAGGCAUUCGAGCAGGUUUUCGCCGAGGGCAAAGUCUACCCCGAGCUGAAGUAUCUUGAUAUCUCGUUUAGUCCGGCAGUUGACGAUUACCUCACGAUGUGCAUCUUCCGAUGCUGUCCAGCCCUCCAAAGACUGAUUGUCUUUGCUUGUUUCAAGAUCCGCGACAUUCAUAUCCCAAGAGGGCUUGCUGUCAUUGGUACUGUGGGUGCCACGGUCAAAAUCGAUGGAAUUACUCAAACCGAGACUAUCUAA
Molecule: messenger RNA, 1839 nt
Organism: Penicillium brevicompactum
Lineage: Eukaryota; Fungi; Ascomycota; Eurotiomycetes; Eurotiales; Aspergillaceae
Gene: rad7
Exons: 5
Coding region: 1-1839 (612 amino acids)
Biological process (GO): SCF-dependent proteasomal ubiquitin-dependent protein catabolic process
Cellular component (GO): SCF ubiquitin ligase complex
Molecular function (GO): protein binding
Source: RefSeq, a predicted model, not a curated record